Messenger RNA from Sardina pilchardus (European sardine), 3149 nucleotides. RefSeq names its product solute carrier family 6 member 8 (gene slc6a8). The record is from RefSeq and is a predicted model, not a curated record. Gene Ontology annotation, cellular component: plasma membrane. Gene Ontology annotation, biological process: sodium ion transmembrane transport. The transcript is spliced from 13 exons. NCBI's taxonomy places the organism in Eukaryota, Metazoa, Chordata, Actinopteri, Clupeiformes, Clupeidae. Gene Ontology annotation, molecular function: gamma-aminobutyric acid:sodium:chloride symporter activity. The coding region runs from base 570 to 2531 and encodes 653 amino acids.
AGGCAGCAAGGGGCACCCACAUACACACGGUCGCGGCUCACGCAUUUCUCAGUGAAGGAACGCAACAAGGAAAAUGGUCUAGGCACGACAUUUAAAGACAAAAUCUGUGAAUGUAAUUACAUUACAUUCAUAAAUUGUGCGCGCAAGGCUCGCUUAGUUUUUCGUCUCGACACUCGUCUCCUCUUUGAGAGAUACGUUCCCAUGCGAUUCUUCAGACUCACAUUUAAGUGUUUCGUGGAUUGUUUUUGAGGGUGCUGUCUAAUUCGGUGUUUUUUCUUUUAUGAGCGUUUUCUAGUUUUCUUUGACAUUAUUUUAUAAAGGAAUUUUACAAUCCUACCAACAUCCCAGUUGCCAAUUUCGCCAACAAAUUUGACUGCCUGCUCAUCGUUGAGCGUAUGACACUGCAAAGCGAUUAUUGAAAAAGAAAUUCUACCUACUGACUUGUAUCCCUUUCAGGGACCUGAAAGGACCAGAACCUAUUAAUAAAUAGGGUGAUAUUUUCACUUAUUCCUUACUUCUCAGUGCUGUCUGGACGUUGAGGGUGUUUUGUUUACAAGUGUAUAAUUGGAAUGGAGAAAUCUUCUUUCAACACUGACUGCUCUGCUGUGAACGUGGUCCUAGGGGAAGAGAGGAAGGGUCACCUCAUCCCUAAUGGAAAUGGACAUCAAGGCGCGAAUGGAACCGUUAUUGGAAGCGCUGGCGCGGCCGGUGCUGGAGCUCCACCUGCGGUGCCCACCGUGGGCAAGGGAUACCCCGAAAGAGAGACUUGGACCAGACAGAUGGAUUUCAUCAUGUCCUGCGUGGGGUUUGCAGUGGGGCUGGGAAACGUUUGGCGUUUCCCUUAUCUCUGCUACAAAAACGGAGGAGGAGUGUUCCUCAUCCCGUAUGGACUCUUUAUAUUCCUGGGGGGUAUUCCCAUCUUCUUCCUGGAGAUUGCUCUGGGUCAGUUCAUGAAGGCCGGAAGUAUCAAUGUUUGGAAUAUUGCACCGCUCUUCAAAGGACUGGGCUAUGCGUCCAUGGUGAUUGUGUUCUUCUGUAACACUUACUACAUCAUGGUCCUGGCGUGGGGCUUCUACUACUUCAUCAAGUCCUUCAACAGCACCCUGCCGUGGUCCACCUGCGACAACCCGUGGAACACGCCCAGCUGCAUCGAGAUCUUCCGCCUUGAGGACUGCAAGAACGGAACCAUCGGCAACGCCACCUUUGGCAACAUGACGUGCGAGGAGUUAGCAGAGGGACGCUCUCCCAUCAUAGAGUUCUGGGAGAACAAGGUGCUGAACAUCUCGAAUGGUCUGGAGGAGCCGGGCGAAAUGAACUGGGAGCUGGUUCUGUGUCUGGUGGCCGUGUGGAUCAUGGUGUACUUCUGCGUGUGGAAAGGUGUGAAGUCGACUGGAAAGAUUGUGUAUUUCACUGCCACGUUCCCAUAUGUUGUGCUGAUCAUCCUGCUGGUACGAGGGGUCACUCUGCCUGGGGCCUAUGAUGGGAUCAUGUACUACCUUAAGCCUAACUGGUCUAAACUCGCAGAGCCACAGGUCUGGAUAGAUGCCGGCACACAGAUAUUUUUCUCCUAUGCCAUUGGCCUGGGAGCUCUCACUGCUCUUGGCAGCUACAACAGAUUCAAUAACGACUGCUAUAAGGAUGCGUUUGUUCUGGCCCUGAUCAAUAGUGGCACCAGCUUCUUCGCCGGCUUUGUGGUCUUCUCCAUCCUGGGCUUCAUGGCCUCAGAGCAGGGCGUGGACAUCUCCAAAGUAGCCGAAUCAGGCCCCGGCUUGGCAUUCAUCGCCUACCCAAAGGCCGUGUCUCUGAUGCCCGUGGCUCCCGUGUGGGCUGCUCUCUUCUUCUUCAUGCUGUUACUUCUGGGACUCGACAGUCAGUUUGUUGGAGUGGAAGGUUUUGUAACUGGGAUUCUUGAUAUUUAUCCUGGAAAGUAUUACAUGCGCUACCAGCGUGAGAUCGCUGUGGCAAUCUGCUGUUCAUUGUGCUUCAUAAUAGAUCUCUCCAUGGUUACACAGGGAGGGAUGUUCGUCUUCCAGCUGUUUGAUUAUUACUCUGCCAGCGGUAUGACCCUGUUGUGGCAGGCAUUCUGGGAGUGCGUGGUUGUCGCCUGGGUCUACGGUGCUGACAGGUUUAUGGACGACAUAGCUCGUAUGAUCGGUUACCGGCCUUUCCCUUGGAUUAAGUGGUGCUGGUCGUUUAUUACUCCAUGCGUUUGCAUGGCUAUCUUCCUGUUUCACCUGAUGAAUUACAAGCCUCUUACCUACAACAAUGCGUACGUGUACCCGUGGUGGGGUGAGGUGAUCGGCUGGUGUCUGGCCCUCUCCUCCAUGCUCUGCAUCCCCGUCAGCCUGCUGUACAAGCUCUCCGGGCCCAUGGGAACCUUCAAAGAGCGUUGGGCGGACCUGACCAAACCAGUAUGGGGCGCCCAUCACCUUGAGUACAUGGCUCCUGAUGCUGAUAUCAAAAGCCUGGCCUCGCCUCUUUCCCCGGGCUCGGAGGAGAACAAGGUCAUCAUCUUUGAGAGUGUCAUGUAGGCAAAGGUCUGCAAACGGAGGACGCCUCCAAAGACAAGCUGCAGAGAAGGCUACUCUUCCUUUUUAUGCUUUUUAAUUUUCUAUUUGAACGAAAUGAUUUGAAAGCCAAAGUGUCUUCAAAGUCUCCAAAUCACUAUAUUCCAUAUUUUGAAUACCAAAUUGGACCUUUUUGCAUAUCGCAGACGUGACCUCUCUUUUAUUAUGCAAACUCAUUCUUAAUAGUUGGUCCCUCUGUCUAUUACACACCCAUUUUACCAUUCAAAUAAUUUCCCCAGGUGAUUGACCUCUAUUCUUAACAGAACCAUCAGUGACAUUUCUUUAUGUCAAAAUUCACCCUUUUGUUUUGGCCAUCAUUGAUUUGUUUUUUGGGUUUGUUUGUCUGUUUAAAUUCAUACCAGUAUUUGUCCACCAUGAGUAGCCGGCGUGGCAGCUUGUCUCGGGAGGCCGUAGGCGUGGCGUGGGCCUGUGCACCAGGCCGGAGCCCAGCAGGGGUGUGGUGCGGCCUCCACCUCCCUGACCACUGCAGAAUUCCCACAGGCCAGCUCUGUCUAGCAGCGCAGUCCGCUGGGGGCCUCCUUAAUACCCCACACUUCAUAGCCAGCGUAGGGGACGGACAGA